AUGGAUACACUUGUCGCCGCAAAUGUUUUCCUUGGCCUUUCUGGCGGCGUCCACACCUGCUACGCCCUGACUGUGGGCGAGAUUUGUCCAAACAAAUUCAAGUUGGCGGGCAGUGCUUUUGUCACUAUUCCGUGUAUUCUGAGCACGGGCUUUGGCGCCUACAUAUCCUCGAGACUGGCCCACACAGGCGCUGGGUGGAGGUGGUGCUACUACUCGUAUCUCAUGAUGAUGAGCUGCGCAGCAAUCAUGCAGUAUCACUUCUACAAGCCUCCAUCGUUCAAACAGCUACAUGGUGGGAGGCGGACACUCAAGGAAGAAUUUCGGCGAAUUGACUUUGUCGGCGGUUUUCUUCUCACCGCUGGACUCGUGAUGUUCUUGCUGGGUAUUUCAUGGGGUGGUCAACCAAUUCCUUGGACAUCACCACGCAUCCUGUGCCUCAUUGUCAUUGGCGCAGUGCUGAUUGUUGCGUUUGUUUUUUGGGAAAUAUAUUCUACCACGCCGAAUCCACUCGUCCCCAUGUACUUCUUUCGAGAUCUCAGAGGAUUUACCUGUUUGGUAAUCAUCUGUUCGGUCUCUGGGGCCUCAUAUGUUGCGCCGACUGUCGUCUGGCCGUCGCAAGUUGCGGCCGUGUACGGCGUCAGGACUACUAAUUGGCAGGAAAACGCCUGGUUGAACACAACCGUUUCUUUUGGCAUUAUUGGUGGAAUUUGGUUCUGGGGACCCAUGGUUUCUGUGGUCAAACAUGUUCGCAUCCAAUUACUCGUCCUGGCUACGAUGACGUGUGCCUUCAACGGUGCCCUUGCAUCCAGCAACCGGGAUAACAAGCAACAGAGUGCAGCGUUUUCUUUCUUGGCCACACUGCCAGAUGGUAUCAUGGAACUUAUGCCGGUUGCGCUUGCACAAAUGGACGCCAAUGACGCUGACCUUGGGACUGUUUUUGGAAUCGUUUUCCUUUUCAGGACAGUUUGUGGCAGCAUAUUCACCACAAUUUAUCUGGCCAUCCUACAGAACAAACUCUUAUUUGCGAUUGCUCAGCGCGUUCCGGCCGCCGCUGAAGCUGCGGGAUUGCCAGCUUCAUCUCUAAAGGAUGUCUUGACCGCUGCGAGUGUAGGGACGGCUGCUGCGUUGGACAAAGUCCCCGGGAUGAACCCAGCCAUUGCUACUCAGAUAAUGGACGCGCUAGUGGAGGCAAGAGUGUGGUCCUACAAGUUUAUCUAUCUUGCAUCGAUUCCCAUCAAUUUCUGCGCAGUGGUUGCUGCUUUCUUUAUCAAGGACUACGAUCCACUGCUCAGCUCGCAUGUUCCACGGCAGAUCUACGCACAUGGUGAAGGCGUCAAAAAGUCUCAGGAAAAGGGGACUAUCGACAUCGAGGAUAGCUCAGGAGAGCGGGAUGGGGAGAAAAGUCAGACGGUGGAAAUUGAUGACGCGGCUGCUGCACCUGCCCAUCCUGCGAGUGACAUGCGUGAGACAAAGAAUUGA
Molecule: messenger RNA, 1479 nt
Organism: Cladophialophora immunda
Lineage: Eukaryota; Fungi; Ascomycota; Eurotiomycetes; Chaetothyriales; Herpotrichiellaceae
Exons: 6
Coding region: 1-1479 (492 amino acids)
Biological process (GO): transmembrane transport
Molecular function (GO): transmembrane transporter activity
Source: RefSeq, a predicted model, not a curated record